This is a messenger RNA of Chrysoperla carnea, 4745 nucleotides long. It is a transcript of the gene MnM, whose product is annotated as protein slender lobes. Bases 303 to 4205 code for a protein of 1300 amino acids. The transcript is spliced from 3 exons. Gene Ontology annotation, molecular function: protein binding. The record is from RefSeq and is a predicted model, not a curated record. NCBI's taxonomy places the organism in Eukaryota, Metazoa, Arthropoda, Insecta, Neuroptera, Chrysopidae.
UAAAAAGACAACUUAAUUGUUAGAAAAUUUAAUGGAUCUUUCAUUAAAAAAAAAAAGUGUAAAAAAGCAUUAAAAAUUUAUAGUGUUAUGUUCGAAUAACUUCAGCGCCAUUCAUAACAAAACGUUCGCUUAUGUGUUCAGUGCUUGUGUCAGUCUAUAUUGGGGAUCCACGUCGUCGACAAAUAACAUCAGACGCGACGCCGUUAAGUUAGUGAUUAAAGUAGUGAUCACCGGCGGCGAAGACGACCAUACGACGAAAACGAACGUGAUAUUUAUUUAUUAAUAAUACUCCAUUAUAAAAAAUGGGGAAUACAUCGGGUAAAACAGCUCCACGAUCACGUUCCAAUAAAAAAACUGUACAUUGGAAAGCAGCUGAUAAACCCUUUCCACCUGGUCGUCCACAACUCGUAGCUGGGCCGCCAAACUUAGAUCCCGAUGUAGUCACAUUACGAUGGGACCGACCAAUAUCCGAUGGUGGGUCCCCAAUAAUUGGUUAUGUUGUUGAACAUAAACGUACAGGCUCACCACAUUGGGUACGUGCAACUCCAGGUUUAGUGGGAAAAUGUGAGUUGUCAAUGAGUGGUUUGGAGCCUGGUUGGCGGUAUCAAUUUCGAGUGAUUGCCCACAAUGCCGUGGAUGCUUCGGAACCCAGUGAAUUGUCUGAACCAUUAACAGUUACUUUGCAACGUAAUAUCAUAAUAGCACCUCGAUUUACAACACAAUUACAAGAUACAACCGCUUUGGAAAAUGAAAAAGUAGAAUUUUUAGUACAAAUGUCGGGAAUUCCAACACCCACUGUUAGUUGGUACAAAGAUGGCUUUGAGAUCUUUAGUAGUCGACGAACACGAAUUUUAACUGAGAAUGGGCAAAGCUUGUUAAUUAUUUAUCAAACGUCAUUGGUCGAUGAAGGCGAAAUUAAAUGCACAGCCACAAACAAAGCUGGUCAUGUGACCACCAAAGCUAAUUUAAAAGUUGAAGCACCACCGAGAAUUCGAUUACCUAAAAAUUAUGAAGAUGGAUUAUUAUUUGAAUUGGAUGAAAUGAUACGAUUGAAAGUUUCAGUUGCUGGAAAACCAGCACCAGAAAUUUUCUGGAGUCAUAACGGUGAAAGUAUUGCCAAUGAUCCACGUUAUGAGGUAAUAAAUGUUGAUAAAACAUCUGCUGUUAAAGUAAAAAAUGCCAAACGUGUAGAUCGUGGUGAAUAUCAAGUUAGAGCUGUAAAUAAAUUAGGUGAACAUACCGCUACAUUUUUGGUAACCGUGACAGACCGACCAACGCCACCGGGUAAAGUUACGGUUAUGUCAUUAGGUAAAUCAGCUACGUUAACUUGGAGUGCACCUGAAGACGAUGGAGGGUGUAAAAUUGGUAAUUACAUUAUUGAAUACUAUCGUGUAGGCUGGAAUGUUUGGUUAAAGGCUGGCACAAGCAGAAAACUUAGCACAACUCUAGGCGAUUUAAUUGAAGGAUCGGAAUACCGUUUUCGAAUAAAAGCAGAAAAUCCGUAUGGUAUGAGUGAUCCCAGUGAAGAAUCGGAAACAAUAUUUAUUCCAGACCCAAAAAGAGGUUUACUACAACCGCCACCACGUAGUAAAAGUAUGCCACGAGAAGUACUUGAAAAUGUUGAAGAUGUUAAACCACCAAAGAUACAAAAAACAAGUAUGUCAGUGGCAUCUUCAAAAAGUUCACUGAACAGUCGCCCGACAAGCCCAAGUCCAAAUGAACCUGUAAGACCUAGCCGUGGUAAUAAGAUGAAAACUCCAUCAAUCACGCCAGAUCCAUCUCCUAUAGCUCGACGAAGAGAUAUUCCGAUAAAUAAUCCUAUACCAAAUAAUUACUUCGAUCGAUCCUCUGUUGUGCGAGAAUUGUCCUAUGGAACUACAACAAAACCUGUCAAGAGAGAAGUAAUAAAUAAAUCACCUGAAAUAACAAUUCAAAAUGAUUCCAAAAUAGAAGCUAUGGCACUACCUCCAAAAAUUAAUAAUAAUAUAAUUCAGCCAAUUUUCAAUGAACAAAACCCAAAAAUUAACACAACCCUAGAAUCACCUCGUAAUGACGAUAUAUUGCAUGGAAGUUCUGAAUUCAUGCUAGUAUUGUUGCCAAAUAACAAUAAGUCUGCCAACAAUAGAAAAGGUGGAAGCAUAUCAAAUAUUAACAUUGAAUUUAGUGAAGGAGUAGCACCGCCAAUGUCAUUAUCAGCGCCUGAGCUAGGUUUUGAACCUCCAUUCUUAGGAUCUUUACGUUAUGCUGUAAGUUCCAGUGAAUUAUUACAUGAACGUGCUAUGAUGCGUUUUUACGAGGCAACCCAAAAUGAACAAGCUGAAACAAUGUCAAAUACAAGUCAAUUAAAACUUCAACCAAAGGAAUACGAUACAAUUAGUAUAGGAAGUCGACGCCAAUCAACAGAAAUACCUACUAUCAAAAUUGAAAGCGACGAAUUGGAAUUAUUAGAAAGGAAACAUUCACUUCGAAGAAGAUUAUCUGGUAGUGGAAUAUCCCAACAAAUGCUAUGGCAACGACGAUUAAGUUGGAAUGCCCAACAAAAGGCACAAACAAUCAGCGAACAAUCAUCAUCCGCUGAAAAUUUAAAAGAGGUUAAAAUUCAUGAGGAAAAAUUACAAGUAAAUCAAGGUCGGCUAAAAGCACCAAUGAUUCGGCAAAGAUCCGAAUCAGAAGAAAUGGAAGAACAACUAUUUGAACAAGUUCGAGCAAAAAUGACCAAGCAAAAUAGUCAAGAGGAGAAGAAGAAAAUUGAUAUAGCCCCCGAAGAUAAAUGGGAAGAAGAAGAAGUAAUAGAAACAGAAGAACCCGAAGAAGAUAUUGAAGAUGAAGAAUCAUCUGACGACGAUCGACCAUGGUUGAGAGAAGAAGAGCAUACAGAAAUCAUUGCGCCUCAAGAAGAGGAAACAUAUCAUCCAAGAUUAAUGAUUUCUCAACCAGUGGUGCCAAAUAAAUCAGAUCCAACAGAUGUGCCAUUUGAAAUAUUGAAUAAACCGACACCAUUACCAGAUCCAAACUUUAUCCCUAAACCAAUUUUAAAGAAAAAAGAUAACUCCGAUGAACUAAGCAAAAAGAAUAUACCGGACAAACCACAACGUAAAAAUAUACCAACAAAAGAAACUGGUUUGCUUAAAAAUAUUGCUGGUUCUCUAAGUCAUUUAAGGAUUAAAAAAUCAAGUAAAGAUAAAUCCAAAGAUGACGUUAAACCACAACCUACAAUUAUUAUAACUGCAGCUGAAGCCGCACAGAUGAAACGAGCAGAAUCACGAAAAAAUUCAUUAGAAGAAACUAGAGUGGCCAUUGAUCAUUACACAGACAUUGUACGAGAAUAUGGUCAAGUUAAAAAACCACAAAAACCCUUAUAUUUGAAUACGGAGGCUUUGAAGAAAGCAGCAGAAUCACAAAACGAUGGUGAUGAGACAAAUUCCGAAGUUUCUAGUGUUUCUAGUAGACCUAUAUCACCCGUUAGUAAAUUAUCGCAAUAUUCGUCAUCUAAUAGUGUUGAUAAAAGUUUAUACAAAAAUCAAUCAAGCGAAGAAUCAAUUACAGCUAAAUUGAAACCCAUACGCAAACCAAUUGAAUCAAGUGAAGAAUCUAUUAAUAACAAGUUUAAACAACCAUCUAGACGACAAAUUAAUGAAGAAUUACUCACCAGAAAACCGAAACAAUUGAGGAAACAAAUUGAUUCUAGUGAAGAAUCAAUUAGCACAAAACUUAAACGAAAACCAAUUGAAUCUAGUGAGGAAUCGAUUAGCACAAAACUUAGAAGAAAACCAAUUGAAUCAAGUGAAGAAUCGCUUACUACAAGACUUCAACGAAACUCAUUAAACAGAAAACUAAAGAAUCCAUUAGAAUUAAGUAAACAACCACCAAAUAAUACUUCUCAAAUACGUCCACUUAAAUUAAAAGAUACACAACCAAAAGAAACCUAUUCGCCUCCAGCAUCAACCUCUAAAAGUAUACAACGUGAAAAACAAACAAGCGUAGAUAAAUUAGAACAAGAUCAAUUAAUUCAAGCAGAAAUUAAAGUUCGAUCAACUGUCAAUUAUUUAACAGACGUCGCCAUGUUUAUUGUGGCAUGUUGGUUAUAUUUAUUCCAUGAUGCAAGAUUAGCAAUACCGAUAUUAAUAUUAAUGGUUUAUAGACAACUAAGUGAUGAAUUAUCUCCAUAUAUACCAUCAUGGUUAAAGCAAAAGAAAAAUACUUAAUCAGUCUAUUAAACGUAGGAUUAAUCACUCAAUUGUUUUAAUGUUGAUGGAUUGAAAAUUCUUUAAAAACUGAACAAAAUGUCACUCACACUUCACACUUGAAGGGUAGGUAUUACAUAUUCUUAGAUGAGAAUAAUUGAAAAUCGAGAUAAAAUCGAUAAAACGAAGAACUAAUUCUUUAAGCAAAAAAUGUUCUAUAGAUAUAAUUUUUCCUUGAAAUGGCUAAUUUAUGAGAUAUAAAGAAUUUAAAUGAAAUUGAAGUGAAAAAUGGCUGAUUUUUCCAAAAUAAUUCAAAAACAUUUAUCGAAAAACUGGAAUUAUCUAAUUCGAAGGGUACUUAAAGCUAACAAAAAAGAAAAAAAAAUGACUGAAAUACAGAACUGAAACAGAACAUUUAAAAAAAAAAUCUAUUUUCUCUAAUUUACUAAAAAGUGUAUCUUGGUAAAUAGAAAUCGAAACGAUUGAGAGAUUAUGAGCUACGUUUUCGGCAAUAAAUCAUUAAAAUAUUUAUCUUAUCGUAUGUUAUUUUCCCAUAAAUAA